Messenger RNA from Galeopterus variegatus (Sunda flying lemur), 1429 nucleotides. Its product is annotated as rho GTPase-activating protein 26-like. The record is from RefSeq and is a predicted model, not a curated record. The transcript is spliced from 4 exons. The coding region runs from base 1 to 636 and encodes 211 amino acids. NCBI's taxonomy places the organism in Eukaryota, Metazoa, Chordata, Mammalia, Dermoptera, Cynocephalidae. Gene Ontology annotation, molecular function: protein binding; GTPase activator activity.
AUGGGGCUUCUGGCAUUUUUUCCCCUAGAGGAACAAAGGAACAGCAUCAUCAACUCCAGUUUGGAAUCUGUCUCAUCAAAUGCAAACAGCAUCCUUAAUUCCAGCAGCAGCCUACAGCCCAACAUGAACUCCAGUGACCCAGACUUGGAUGUGGUCAAACCCACCCGGCCCAACUCACUCCCCCCGAAUCCAAGCCCAACUUCACCCCUCUCGCCAUCUUGGCCCAUGUUUUCAGCGCCAUCCAGCCCUAUGCCCACCUCAUCCACGUCCAGCGACUCAUCCCCCGUCAGGUCUGUUGCAGGGUUUGUUUGGUUUUCUGUUGCUGCUGUUGUUCUCUCAUUGGCUUGGUCCUCUCUUCAUGCAGUGUUCAGCCUCCUCGUCAACUUUGUUCCCUGCCAUCCAAACCUGCACUUGCUUUUUGACAGGCCAGAAGAAGCAGUUCAUGAAGACUCCAGCACACCAUUCCGGAAGGCAAAAGCCUUGUAUGCCUGCAAAGCUGAACAUGACUCAGAACUUUCUUUCACAGCAGGCACCAUCUUCGAUAACGUUCAUCCAUCUCAGGAGCCUGGCUGGUUGGAGGGGACUCUGAACGGAAAGACUGGCCUCAUCCCCGAAAACUACGUGGAGUUCCUCUAACCAUGGGCCCCAGCAGAACUGCUGAGCUCUGCAUGGUAUCCAUGACAACUGCUGAUUCCAGUGUUGUAGGCCAUUUCCCUUUGCCACUGAGAAAUGUAGGGUGACUGACUCUGUUGCUACUUGUCAACACAAAUGUUUCUGUGAACUCUUAUGUCCCCCAUCUCCAUGAUCAUCUCAGCUGACGUGUGGCGACACUGCAAGAAACAGAAAUCAAUCAGCAGAGGAGGCUAUUUGACUUUGAUACCCGAAAAAAAGGCUUGCAAAGCCGUUUUCUCAGAGUGCCCUAAAUAGGGAGCACUCGUUUUGUUUCAACGGUCAUCCAAAGCCCCAAACUUCUAAAAGAGAGAGUAAGAUGCAAGUAGUCCCCAAGAGCACACAGCAUAGCUAAAUCUGUCAGGGCUGGGUGGAGAAAUUGGCACCGAGAUCCAGGCUCAGUUCAUUGCUUUUGUUUACAGUAGACACCCUCUCUACCCCACCUGUAAGUACUUGAGACCCACAGUGCUGCGGGCAGCUGGGUCUGUUUGCAUGCAGCAUGGAGAGGGAUUACAGCACUGUUUGCAGAAGAUCCAAUCGCUCACCAUCUCUAAAGGAGCCGUUGGCCCAUCAUCAGCAAAAUUCAGCCCAGUUCUCUCGUGGAAGGGAACACACACCCCCCACAUUCCCCUCUCCUGAGCUAGGAUCUUCUCUGCCACCAAAGGCUGCCAUCACCUAGUAACCAUGGCAACCCAACCUAGUCUAAAACCAAACCAAAAAAAUAACACUCUCUCUUUGCAUGACACACACACACCCCACA